Messenger RNA from Racocetra persica, 512 nucleotides. NCBI's taxonomy places the organism in Eukaryota, Fungi, Glomeromycota, Glomeromycetes, Diversisporales, Gigasporaceae. The record is from the annotation of a GenBank genome assembly.
CUAUUAACUAUAAUACUGUGAGUGACUAUCAUUGGGAUGAAAGUGAUGAGCCGAAUAGUCUUUGUUGUCUUGUUACCCUUGGUGAUUUUGACGGAGGUGAACUCUGCUUUCUCAAGUUAAAAAUAAUUGUUCCACUUCAUCCCAGGCAAGUUAUAGUGUUUUCUUCGCGCCUUCUUCUCCAUGGUAAUUUUCCUGUCAUGAAGGGAAUUCGUCACAGUGUCAUGUAUUUUGUGCAUAGCUCCUUCUUUUAUCAUUUGCGGGACUUUUCUUCUGUAUAUGAUAACCUUAAAACUAGUGUAGAGAGAGAUGCAAAAGGUAAUGUUGUUUCUGGACCAAUGUGGCAUCAAAAUCUUGAAGAUGCUUGCAAGUUGAACCGCCAAAUACAUCUUUUUAAACCGAAGGCAGAGCAGAUACAAAUCUCUCCACAACCUUCAGAUCGUAGAAGAGGAUGUAUUGAUUUGUCACAUGCUAAACAUGGAUUAAGGGCAGAAGACCCAUUACCUAAUUCAUAA